GCCAGCCUCAGCGCCUCGCUAGCACAAGCUUCACGGCGCAGGGACGAGGAAGUACGCAGAGCGGUUAGAAGGAAGGGGGGCGUGAUGGGUAGAGGGGAAGAGGAGGAGGGAAGAGGGAGGGAAGAGGGGAAGGGGGAGAGUGGUGGUUUUGUUGGUUGUUCUGUUGGUGGUGGUUCUGUUGGUGGUGCUUCUGCGAAGGGUGUUGGGGGGCGGUUUGAUGGGGGAGAUGAGAGUGUUGCGGACGCAAGAGACGUUGGUGAGAAGGAAGAGGAGGAGGAGGAGGAGGGAGAGGCUGCUGGAGACGCUGCCGGAGACGCUGCUGGAGAAGAGACGGGCGAGAUAAGAGGAGCGGGCGAGAUAAAAGACAAAGGAAAAGGAAAAGGAAAGGCAAGAUGCACGGAAGAGGAGGUGCGAGAUAUAAAAGGGAAGGGAAAAGGAAAGGCCAGACGCACGGAAGAGGAGGAGCUGCGCGAGAAACAGGCAAUGAUCGCUCAGUGUAUGGCUGAGAUGCAGGUUGCAAGUGAGGAGCUACGCAGGUCCGACGAGGAGCUACGCAUGGCGACCGAGGAGCUUCGCAGGGCAGAUGAAGAGAUCGCGCGCUUGGAUGCUGAGAUGGAGGACGAGGAGGCGAGGGAGGAGGAAGAGUGGCGGCGUAUUGCUGAGCGAGACACCAGGAAGAGAGUUAAAUUGGCUGGACGAUGUGAGCACGUAAGGUCCUUCGGCGAGUCGUCUCGAGGCGCUGGGACGCAUGAGCCCGCCGUCAGAGUCGCUGUGUCAGAUACAACCGGUGGCUCCAGCUCAGGUUCUCUUUUCACCUUUCUCAACGCUACAGACGUCGAUCAAGACACGCCCUCACUGCGAGGUGGCAAUGCCUCAUCUCCAGACGACGACCCAGCGGCUCUCCUCGAUGAGCUGCGUAGCCUCGUGCGAACCGCACACGCACCAGAAGCACGGAACGACGACGCAGGCCCGAACACAGAUGAUAUCAGACAGAUGCUCGCGGAGCUUGACCAAGCGCCGUCUUCCGCCCACACACCACCAGCCGCAGACACCGACACUGAUCCACGACAGAUGCUCGCCGAGCUUGCUAGGCUGUCAAACCCCGUCUCUCAACGUGUCAGCUCUCCCACUGACCAAGACGAGGAGGGAGACGAGGAGGGAGACGAGGAGGAAGACGACGAUCAUCCUGCUCCAAGCCAGACUCCAGAACCUCCGCUCACCCUCCAACGAAACACCACCAGAGCCCGCCUCCAACACCAUCACUACCCCCCUCGACCCAAAAGCACUCCCCUACCUCAUCGCCCUCCACCUCGAAUCCGCAAACUGCGCCUGGGAGCACGCCCAAGCCUGGACGUCCCUCCUCUUCAGCAACAAGACCACCGCGCAGCAAGAAUCCACCCAGCAAGAUCUCGCCCGCGCACUCGCUCACGCUGAAACCCGUCUCCAAGCCAUCAUCGCCAGCGUCACCCUCGAACACCACGCCGACCGCCGCGCCGCGCAUCAAAAGGUCUUGCAGCGCCGCCUGGUCGUGAGCAAUCUCGCGGCUGCGGCGGGGAGGGAGGAGAUUGAGGGCCUGUUCUGGGUGCAUCGGUCGGAUGUGUGGGUCUCCCCUGCUUGAUGUUUUACUGCCUUUGCGUUUGACUGCUUUCACGUCCGACGUCCCUUCACGUCCUACGUCCCUUCACGUCCUGCGUCCAAAGUGCUGACAGUGCUUUCUCUAGCCUCGAAAUCACGUUCCUGCCCGAGCGCGAUCC
Boeremia exigua is the source of this 1754-nucleotide messenger RNA. RefSeq lists its product as uncharacterized. NCBI's taxonomy places the organism in Eukaryota, Fungi, Ascomycota, Dothideomycetes, Pleosporales, Didymellaceae. The record is from RefSeq and is a predicted model, not a curated record. Bases 85 to 1434 code for a protein of 449 amino acids. The transcript has a single exon.